Cucurbita moschata (crookneck pumpkin) is the source of this 1778-nucleotide messenger RNA. RefSeq names its product histidinol dehydrogenase, chloroplastic-like. Bases 136 to 1536 code for a protein of 466 amino acids. Gene Ontology annotation, cellular component: cytoplasm; chloroplast stroma. The record is from RefSeq and is a predicted model, not a curated record. The transcript has 15 exons. NCBI's taxonomy places the organism in Eukaryota, Viridiplantae, Streptophyta, Magnoliopsida, Cucurbitales, Cucurbitaceae. Gene Ontology annotation, biological process: L-histidine biosynthetic process. Gene Ontology annotation, molecular function: metal ion binding; NAD binding; histidinol dehydrogenase activity.
AUUAGUCUCUUUCUUCUCUCACCGGCACCGAAUCAUUUUGGGGCACAGAAUCUUUUUCAAUUGUCGUCGGCUCCGCUGCCUCCAGCCGGUGCUCGCCGCCACACCCUCCGAUAAAGUGAAUCUCCAGUGGUGAUUAUGGACAAUCAGAUUAUAAGCUUGAAUUGGAGAUGUAAUUGCUUGGUUCAACAAUGUAGGACGCGGAAGUUACGCACUUUGAGUGUUCCGAAGGCUGCUUCUUUUCGUACUUCUUAUUCUACCGGAGGAAUUUUGGGCAAAGACAUGAAGUGUUCAAUGAAGUCUUACAAGUUAUCUGAACUUAAUCAGGAUGCUGUCACUAGUCUAAAGGCCCGUCCUCGUAUCGAUUUUUCUUCAAUAUUUGGUGUGGUCCAGCCCAUUGUUGAUGAUGUUCGAAAAAGAGGUGAUGUUGCAGUUAGAGACUAUACUUCAAAGUUUGACAAAGUUGAACUCAACGAGAUCGUUGUUGGUGUCUCUGACCUGCCAGAGCCAGAGCUUGAUGCAGCUGUCAAAGAAGCAUUUGAUAUAGCUUAUGACAAUAUAUAUGCAUUUCAUGCUGCCCAGAUAUCGGCUGAGAAAAAUGUUGAAAAUAUGCCUGGGGUUAAAUGCAAACGUGUGGCAAGAAGCAUUGCUUCUGUUGGUCUCUAUGUUCCUGGGGGAACUGCUGUUCUACCUUCAACGGCUUUGAUGCUCUCUAUUCCUGCCCAGAUUGCUCGUUGUGGUACUGUUGUUCUUGCAACACCUCCCAGUCAGGAUGGCAGCAUAUGCAAGGAGGUGCUCUAUUGUGCGAAGAAGGCUGGUGUGACUCACAUUCUUAAGGCAGGAGGAGCUCAGGCUAUCUCUGCUAUGGCUUGGGGGACAGAAUCUUGCCCUAAGGUGGAGAAAAUUUUUGGCCCUGGUAAUCAAUAUGUAACAGCCGCCAAAAUGAUUCUUCAAAAUAGUGAAGCGAUGAUCUCAAUUGACAUGCCUGCGGGCCCUUCAGAAGUUCUGGUUAUUGCUGAUAGAUAUGCCAGCCCAGUUCAUAUAGCAGCAGAUCUGCUUUCCCAGGCGGAGCAUGGCCCUGACAGUCAGGUAGUUCUUGUAAUUGCUGGUGAUGGUGUGGAUCUUAAAGCUAUUGAAGAAGAACUCAGUAAACAAUGUAAAAGUCUUCCAAGGGGAGAGUUUGCUUCAAAAGCCCUGAGCCAUAGUUUUACUGUGUUUGCUCGUGAUAUGGUUGAGGCGGUCUCUUUUUCAAACUUAUAUGCACCUAAGCAUUUAAUAACUAAUGUCAAGGAUGCAGAAAAGUGGGAGAGUUUCAUUCAGAAUGCAGGUUCUGUCUUCUUAGGGCCAUGGACCCCAGAAAGCGUAGGAGAUUAUGCAAGUGGGACAAAUCAUGUUCUUCCAACCUAUGGUUAUGCACGGAUGUAUGGUGGAGUUUCACUUGACUCGUUUUUAACAUACAUGACUGUACAGUCUUUGACAGAGGAAGGUUUGAGAAAACUUGGUUCGUACGUCAAAAAAAUGGCCAUAAAAGAGCUGUAACUCUUAGAUUGAAGGAUAUUGAAGCCAGGCAGAUCUCAACUUCAAGGUGAUUGUCUAGAUACCUUAUUAUGUAGUACCUACUUAUGGAAAAUUCGAAUUUUAGAUUUUGACUAUUCAUCAUGGAACCGUAACUACUUUUUUGGUUGCUCUGGUUGUUAUAAGAUAACACAAACCUGGAAACAGAUAUGAGAUUAAUUAUUCUUGAACCUUGAGAUGCAUUGAGGGAAUAAACACCAUUAGAA